Molecule: messenger RNA, 3814 nt
Organism: Anopheles arabiensis
Lineage: Eukaryota; Metazoa; Arthropoda; Insecta; Diptera; Culicidae
Gene: Vha100-1
Product: V-type proton ATPase 116 kDa subunit a1
Exons: 9
Coding region: 567-3173 (868 amino acids)
Biological process (GO): vacuolar acidification; proton transmembrane transport
Cellular component (GO): vacuolar proton-transporting V-type ATPase complex; plasma membrane; vacuolar proton-transporting V-type ATPase, V0 domain
Molecular function (GO): ATPase binding; proton-transporting ATPase activity, rotational mechanism
Source: RefSeq, a predicted model, not a curated record
UUGUUCGCGUUUGCUGAUUUCGGAUUUACUCGCAUAUGUCUAGCCCCUCGCUUGGGGCGCGGUGGACAACUUGUUUUUUUUUGUGUUGUUGCUCCACAAGUUCGCCUGAUGACUAAUUAGUGUUGGCGCUAUCGGUCGUUCCGCUAACGCUGGGCUUGUAUUUCGCGAAAAGAAAACAGUGUAUAUUUGCCCGUGGGUGACGCAGUCGAAAGGGCAAUUAGGAGUUUUAUUCUUAUUGUUGUGUGUUGACCACUUGCGCCACGCCUGAUUGGCAAUCAACUCUAAAAAUCGUAUAGCGUUUGCGCACGUAUGUGUACGGGAGAAAGUGGUGGUGAAGGUUGUCACGCAUAACACCGUACAAUCGUCAAUCGAUCGAAAACAGGGCUACCCGUGUACGCUCGAUAGGCGAUUACCAAACAUCGUGCUAAGGAUUAUCCGCUUGCCCUGCCCUGCUCAUGUGAUGCGAGGAAGGCUGCGAGGAAUCCUAUCACACAAGAGUAGAGCCCAUCGAUACUGCGCCAACAUAGUUUGAGUCCGAAACCGCUGCUAGUACGGAAUCCGGCACCAUGGGGUCCCUGUUCCGCAGUGAGGAGAUGUCCCUCUGCCAGCUCUUCCUGCAGAGCGAGGCCGCGUACGCUUGUGUGUCGGAGCUGGGAGAGCUCGGAUUGGUUCAGUUCCGUGAUCUCAACCCCGACGUCAAUGCGUUCCAGCGCAAGUUCGUCAACGAGGUGCGGCGGUGCGAUGAGAUGGAGCGCAAACUGCGCUACCUCGAGAAGGAAAUCAAAAAAGACGGCAUCCCGAUGCUGGACACGGGCGAGAGCCCGGAAGCACCGCAGCCACGCGAGAUGAUCGACUUGGAGGCAACGUUCGAGAAGCUGGAGAACGAGCUGCGCGAGGUGAAUCAAAACGCCGAGGCACUGAAGCGCAACUAUCUCGAGCUGACGGAGCUGAAGCACAUCCUGCGUAAGACUCAGGUCUUCUUUGACGAGGCCGUUUAUACCGGAAAUGUACCUAAUAAGACAAGAAACCGCUAUCAACAGAUGGCGGAUUCUCACAGGGAAGAGGAACAGGUUAACCUUCUUGGUGAGGAGGGCAUUCGAGCUGGUGGUGCCGGGGCACAGGGACAAAAUCUAAAACUAGGCUUUGUUGCUGGUGUGAUCCUGCGUGAACGUUUGCCGGCGUUCGAGCGUAUGUUGUGGCGUGCCUGCCGUGGCAAUGUGUUCCUUCGUCAAGCGAUGAUCGAGGAUCCGCUGGAGGACCCAUCGAACGGCGACAAGGUGUACAAGUCGGUGUUCAUCAUCUUCUUCCAAGGCGACCAGCUGAAGACGCGCGUGAAGAAGAUCUGCGAAGGGUUCCGGGCGACGCUCUACCCCUGCCCGGAGGCCCCGACCGAUCGGCGCGAGAUGGCGAUGGGCGUGAUGACGCGCAUCGAGGAUCUGCACACGGUGCUCGGCCAGACGCAGGACCAUCGGCACCGGGUGCUGGUGGCGGCCGCCAAGAACUUGAAGAAUUGGUUCGUGAAGGUGCGCAAGAUCAAAGCGAUCUACCACACGCUGAACCUGUUCAAUCUGGACGUGACGCAGAAGUGUUUGAUCGCGGAGUGCUGGGUGCCGCUGCUGGACUUCGAGACGAUUCAGAUCGCGCUGCGUCGCGGUACGGAGCGGUCCGGAUCGUCCGUACCACCGAUCCUGAACCGGAUGGAAACGUUCGAGGAUCCGCCGACGUACAACCGGACGAACAAAUUUACGCACGCGUUCCAGGCGCUGAUCAAUGCGUACGGUGUCGCGAGCUAUCGCGAAAUGAACCCGGCCCCGUACACGAUCAUUACCUUCCCGUUCCUGUUCGCGGUCAUGUUCGGCGAUCUUGGGCACGGUACGAUCAUGGCCCUGUUCGGGCUGUGGAUGGUGCUGAAGGAGAAGCCGCUGGCGGCGAAGAAAUCGGACAACGAAAUCUGGAACAUCUUCUUCGGUGGCCGGUACAUUAUCUUCCUGAUGGGCGUGUUUUCGAUGUACACGGGCUUCGUGUACAAUGACAUCUUCUCGAAAUCGCUGAACGUGUUCGGAUCGGCCUGGAGCACCAACUACAACACCUCGACCGUGAUGUCCAACAAGGCACUGCAGCUGGAUCCGAAGGGCAUGGAUUACGCCCAAACGCCGUACCCGUUCGGGCUCGAUCCGGUCUGGCAGGUGGCACCGCUGAACAAGAUCAUCUUCCAGAACGCUUACAAGAUGAAGAUAUCGAUCAUCUUCGGCGUAAUUCACAUGCUGUUCGGUGUGUUUGUUGGACUGUUCAACCAUCGCUACUUCAAGAACAAGAUGGCCAUCUACUGCGAGUUCAUUCCGCAGGUGAUCUUUCUAGUGUUUCUGUUCUUCUACAUGACGCUGCUGAUGUUCAUCAAGUGGGUAAAAUACUCGGCAAGUGCCACGGACGUUGCCUACUCGGAGGGCUGUGCCCCCUCCAUCCUGAUCACCUUCAUCAACAUGGUACUGUUCAAGGCGCCGGAUGAAAACACUGGCGACUGCUCGCCGUACAUGUUCGCCGGACAGUCGGGCUUGCAAAAGUUCCUGGUCGUCGUGGCGCUUCUCUGCGUACCGUGGAUGCUGCUCGCUAAGCCCAUCCUGAUCAUGCGUGGACGCAAGGAAGCUGCCCACCAACCAAUUGCUCCGUACAGCAAUGAAAACGGCGAUGCUGACGGUUUGAACCAGCACAACAAUGGAGCGGGCACGCAAGCAGGACAGCAACCGGCACAGCAGCAGGGUGGAGGCCACGGCCAUGACAAUGAAGAAAUGUCCGAAAUCUUCAUCCACCAGGGUAUUCAUACGAUUGAGUAUGUGCUGGGUUCCGUGUCGCAUACCGCUUCGUACCUCCGCCUGUGGGCUUUGUCGUUGGCUCAUGCUCAGCUCGCUGAAGUGCUGUGGAACAUGGUUCUGCAGAACGGACUGAAGCAGGACGGUUGGAUCGGUGGCAUUGCUUUGUGGGCAGUGUUCGCGUUCUGGGCCGUGCUGACCGUUGGAAUCCUGGUACUGAUGGAAGGCCUUUCCGCAUUCCUUCACACGCUCCGUCUGCACUGGGUGGAGUUCCAGAGUAAGUUCUACGCUGGUCUCGGUUACGCCUUCCAGCCGUUCUCGUUUGAGGUCAUCCUUGAGUCGAGCUCCAGCUCCUCGGAGGACUAAGAUAGUGCACAUUGUGUGUGCCACUAAUAACCGGAACGCGAUAACACUGAACAAAUACGAAAUGAAUAUAUACUCCUACCAAAAUUGCUCUUUCUAGUGGGUUGGUGUAGGAAGCCAACCAUUCCCCAGACCCUCCAUCCCAUUCCCUCUUUCAAAUGCCAAUAAUCGACCCGAUAGCAAAACACAGGGCACAUAUGCAUAUGCAUGCAGCGAUUAACACUAACCGCAGCGCACACGCAGGCACACAUACCUAUAUCUAACUCGAAAUAUAAAUUAUACGCAAUCAACGUGGAGCAUUUCCCUGCAAAAUUAAACUAUGACAUUUUACGAAUUUAUCGUUGCUGAAGCGAAAGUGUGUGAGCGUCGACUUGCUUGCGCUGUAGUUGUUGUUCUAUGUUGUAGCGCCGCUCUUUAGCAAACCACUUUGCAAAAUAUCUUACAAAAGUUGGACAGUCUCAUCAAGACACCGACGAAUCAUUACACCCUUCCCUUACAAAGGUUGCAUUCGGGAUGCUCUUGGGCCACGCAAUACAGACAACAAGCCAUCCCUUUGGUAUGAUGCCUUGAGGCUCUCCGAAUGCCAACUCUUAUCAAAUAUUGGAAUAAAUGUUACUUCAUGUUCAUUAGUAUCAGCAAAAUAA